AAAAUGUAACAAGUGUAUACAGUUCAUUGCUGAACACUGCUGACAUUGACGCUCGUGAGAGGAAAGGACUGGUUUUGUAUGAUAAUAAUUUGGAGUAUCGACUUUGUCAAUCGUUGUUUCUAUAAACAAAUAAAACAAGGAAAAAGAAAUAUCAUCUGUACCAUAGAAUAUGGAAGCGGAACCACUAGAGCUAGAAGAUGGCGAGAUCGUCGACGACGAGCCGAGUGAUAUCUUCGAAACAUAUAAAAUACUGGAAAGACCUCACAUAGCACCUCCCACAGAUACAUAUGCAAAAAUGCGAUACAGUGAUGAAUCUGAUGAUUCUGCAGAUUCUGAAAGUGAUUCUGACUCAGAUUCUGCGCUUACUAAUAUUAAAAGACCUAAACUCAAGUUAAAAAAGCCUAAAAAUUCAUUAAAGGGCUGCACAGCUAAGAACGAUAAAUACAAAGUAUGGUGUACACAAAUGCAAGAAGAAGUUUUAACUGAAGACUUAAUAUCUUGUGGUGUUACGCAGAAAUUGUAUCAAGAACGUAGUGUUGAAAGUUAUAACUUUACUCUGCGAUAUGCACAUAAUGGCAGAGAAUCUCAUAAUCAAAAUAGUUCUGAUGAUGAAAAGGAUGAAUGCAGAUUUACGAACAAAAGAACGAAUUCAGACAGACAUAACCUGAAACUUAGAUUAGGAAAAAGAAGAAACUCUAUGGAUUACGACAGUCCAAAAGGUUCUGUUAGGAUAAUAGCAGACCUAAGCAUAACUAUGGAAUCAACAGAUGCAGAUGUUGCUACUGACAUAACAACUAAACUUAAUGAGAAAAAAGAACUUCUCAUAAGACGAGUGGUGGAUAUAAUUGGUAAAGAAAAAGCUAUUGAUUUCUUUCAAAAAACGAAGAAAAUUGAAGAAGAUGGCGGAAUGUUAAUAAUGAAUGGAUCUCGUAGAAGGACAGCUGGUGGAGUAUAUUUCUGGUUGGUAAAAAAUGACAAACAUAUCCCUCAAGAAAAAAUAAGAGAGAUAUUUUAUUACGAUCAAAAAGAAAGCAGCGAACAAAGAAAGAAAAUUGACGUGAGGAGACAAAAAACACAGGAACUGAUGAGAAGUUUUGAAAAUGGAUCCGAAAAAGAUUUACCCGCGUUAUUGACAAGAGCGGAGCUUUCGACCAGAGAAAUCGCGGAGGAGGCAAGAUUACGACGUGGCGAAGGCAUGGAUAGAAUGCCAGUAGAUUCCGACCGCACGGUAUCGAAUCCACCACCCAGUCCUGUAACGGAUGAUCCAGACCAUUCUGAAAAUCCACUGGUACAGAGACACGUUCAAGAUUACUCUGACGAAUUUCUCGACAUUGGAGUAGACAUAGAUAGUAUGGAAGUACUCUAAGCCCGUGUCCUAAACCUUAUGUUUGCAUAUACCGCGACAGUAAAGUGUACAAAUAUAAGUAAUUAUAAUCGAUUGCAUGAAUAAUACAUAUGUGCAUAAUUUGUAUAGGUUGUAUAUCAUGUUCAUAAACGAUAAAUAGACUAAAAAUAGCGA
This is a messenger RNA of Linepithema humile (Argentine ant), 1519 nucleotides long. It is a transcript of the gene Phax, whose product is annotated as phosphorylated adaptor for RNA export. Gene Ontology annotation, biological process: snRNA export from nucleus. NCBI's taxonomy places the organism in Eukaryota, Metazoa, Arthropoda, Insecta, Hymenoptera, Formicidae. Gene Ontology annotation, cellular component: nucleus. The record is from RefSeq and is a predicted model, not a curated record.